This is a messenger RNA of Triticum turgidum subsp. durum (durum wheat), 1158 nucleotides long. NCBI's taxonomy places the organism in Eukaryota, Viridiplantae, Streptophyta, Magnoliopsida, Poales, Poaceae. The record is from the annotation of a GenBank genome assembly.
AUGGCCAUGCUCGUGCUCGCGCUGCUGCCCCUGCUCGCCGCGUCCGCGUCCGCGGCGGGCGGCUGCGCGGCCGACGCGUCAUUGUCGUCGCCCAACGGAAACGCCUACGCGGCCUGCAGCGACCUGCCCCGCCUCGGCGCCACGGUGCACUGGACCUACGACCGCGCCGCGGGGUCCCUCUCCGUCGCGUUCGUCGCCGCGCCGGCCGCCCCGGGCGGGUGGGUGGCGUGGGGGCUCAACCCGUACGGCGAAGGCAUGGCCGGCGCGCAGGCGCUCCUCGCCGCGCCUUCUUCCUCGUCCGGCGCGUGGGCCGUCCGGACGUACAACAUCUCCGGCUACGCGCUCGGCGCGCCCGGGCCCAUCGCGUUCCCCGCGACGGGCCUCGCCGCGGAGAUGGGCACCGACGGCCGCGUCAGGGUCUCCGGGACGCUGAGCGUGGGCCAGGGCGCGUCCGUCCUGAACCAGGUGUGGCAGGUCGGGUCCGCCGUCUCCGGAGACGGCGUUCCCGCGCCGCACGCCAUGGGCGGCGACAACCUCGCCGCCAAGGCGAAGCUAGAUCUGGUCAGGCAGACCAGCACCUCCUCCGACUCCGGCGGCAGCGGCCUCGCCAGGGAGCGCAAUAUCCAUGGUGUCCUCAACGCCGUGAGCUGGGGCCUGCUGCUGCCCAUGGGAGCCAUCUUCGCGAGGUACCUCAAGACGUUCAGGUCGGCGGACCCCGCGUGGUUCUACCUCCACGUGACCUGCCAGAUCAUCGGCUACGCCGUGGGGGUCGCCGGCUGGGCCACCGGCAUCAACCUCGGCAAUGCGUCCAACGGCGUCACCUACGGUCUCCACCGCAGCAUCGGCAUCGCCGUCUUCGCCCUCGCCACCCUACAAGCAUUUGCCCUGUUCCUGAGGCCGAGGAAGGAUCACAAGUGCCGCGUGUACUGGAACGUGUACCACCACUCCGUGGGCUACGCCGUCAUCAUCCUCGGCAUCCUCAACAUCUUCAAGGGCAUGGCGAUCCUGGGCGUGGAGCAGCGGUGGAGGACCGCCUACGUCGCGGCCGUGUGGGUGCUCGGCGCGGUGGCGGUGACGCUGGAGGCGGUCACGUGGAGCGUGGUCAUCAGGCGCCGCGAGGCCGAGCAGCACGGCAAGACCUUCCACGGCGCCGCCUAA